Messenger RNA from Microtus ochrogaster (prairie vole), 2551 nucleotides. It is a transcript of the gene Acmsd, whose product is annotated as aminocarboxymuconate semialdehyde decarboxylase. Gene Ontology annotation, molecular function: carboxy-lyase activity; hydrolase activity. Gene Ontology annotation, cellular component: cytoplasm; cytosol. The record is from RefSeq and is a predicted model, not a curated record. Gene Ontology annotation, biological process: secondary metabolic process. Lineage: Eukaryota; Metazoa; Chordata; Mammalia; Rodentia; Cricetidae.
GUAGACAUAAAGGAACGGAGAAAGUCAAUGAACUCUGAUUUUCAUGACGAUCUCUUGACAUCAGAAUUCCCUUUUUGUAUAUACACGUGUCUCCUCUGAUCCUGUGGAGAUGAAAAUUGACAUCCACACUCAUAUUCUACCAAAGGAAUGGCCUGAUCUGGAAAAGAGGUUCGGCUAUGGAGGCUGGGUGCAGCUCCAGCAGCAAGGCAAGGGAGAAGCAAAGAUGAUGAAAGACGGGAAGGUCUUCAGAGUGGUCCAACAGAACUGCUGGGACCCGGAAGUUCGUAUCAGAGAAAUGGACCAGAAAGGAGUGAUGGUGCAAGCUCUUUCCACGGUCCCUGUCAUGUUUAGCUACUGGGCCAAACCUAAGGAUACUUUGGAGCUGUGCCAGUUUUUAAACAAUGACCUAGCUGCCACCGUUGCCAGAUACCCUCGAAGGUUUGUGGGUUUGGGCACGUUGCCUAUGCAAGCCCCGGAGCUGGCCGUCGAGGAGAUGGAGCGCUGUGUGAGGGAGCUAGGAUUUCCCGGAGUUCAGAUUGGCUCCCACAUCAACAUGUGGGACUUGAAUGACCCGGAACUCUUCCCUGUCUACACGGCGGCCGAAAGGCUGAACUGUUCUCUGUUUGUGCAUCCCUGGGAUAUGCAGAUGGAUGGACGAAUGGCCAAAUACUGGCUGCCUUGGCUAGUAGGAAUGCCGUCGGAGACCACCGUGGCCAUUUGUUCCAUGAUCAUGGGUGGGGUGUUUGAGAAGUUCCCCAAACUCAAAGUGUGCUUUGCACAUGGAGGUGGUGCUUUCCCCUUCACAGUGGGAAGAAUCGCCCAUGGAUUCAACAUGCGCCCAGAUCUCUGUGCCCAGGACAAUUCAUCUGACCCCAGGAAAUACCUUGGCUCCUUUUACACAGACUCUCUGGUUCACGAUCCUCGCUCUCUCAAGCUGUUGACAGAUGUCAUAGGAAAGGACAAAGUCAUUCUUGGAACUGAUUACCCGUUUCCACUAGGUGAGCAGGAGCCUGGGAAAUUGAUAGAGUCCAUGGGAGAAUUCGACAAAGAAACAAAGGAUAAACUCACAGCUGGCAAUGCCUUGGCUUUUUUGGGCCUUGAGAGAAAACUAUUUGAAUGUCAAAAUUAGCCACGAAAAAAAACCUUCCAAGAAGCUACAUUACUUCUGUCUGUGAACAUGAGUCGCACACACAUCGCUAGAAUUCUAUUUUGAAUUAUGUUACCCCAAAAUGGAAUAUCCUCCUCAGGACAAUACAGGAGGAUCAGGAAUCCAAGUUCCAGGCUAGUCUGCGCUACUUGAGACUGUCUUUUAUAAAGGGGGGUGGGGGUGGGGGAAGGGGGAUAUUAUUCCCAAAUACUCUAACUUAUUAAAAACAAGAUGUUUCAUAAGGUUUCUAUUCCGAAAUGUAAUGUACUGAAAAGCAGUACAUUGUUACAUAUGCAAGUCAAAACUAUUUAAUUUGGAGAUUAAGAAUUAAUGUACAAUUGAUGAUGUACAUAGAAAAAGAUCCAACACCAGCCUUAUUCUAGAAGGCUCAGGUGGGUUCUUUACUUUGACCAAAGAAAUGGGAAUUGUGCCCAAAUAAUCUGUUUUUUCCUGUUGUAACCCUCUCCGAUAGUCUAGUCAUUCACUGUGAAUGUUUUUGUCUGCAUAAACUACACACAGGCUAUGCACAAACUCAAACGUUCCAAAAGCCAGUUAAGACAGCAAGGCAAAUGCUCAUGGAAUAAUUGCUGAGUGAUCCAACACAAAGCUCAAAAAUACUUCAGUAAAAUGUGUUGUAGUCUCCCAGAAUCUGGCAGAUCUUAGAAGUCAGGCUGAGUACAGGAGGAUGGACGGACGGACACCUCUUUAAAAACAAGAAGAUGGUGGGCUGGACAUGGUAGUGUGUGCCUCUAAUGUCAGCACUCAGGAGGCAGAGGCAGACAAUGGAUUUCUGCUUGAGGCUAACCUGGUCUUCAUAGCAAGCUCCAGGCUAGUUGGCCAAGGAUACAUAGGGAGACUCUGUCUCAAAAAUAAAUAAGUAAUAAAUAAGCAAACAGAAGAGGGAAGAUAGAGGAAAAAGCUACAGGGACAGAGGUGUGGUUUCAGAGUGAAUGAAACUCAUUCUUAAGGGAAUUUCAUCUGUAAGUUUAUUUUUACAGAGCAGGAGAUAGAGAGAGCUCUGGGGACUAAGUGGGUAACACCAUGACACCUUGUUCCAGGCCCUCCGUUCUACCCGAGUCACUGCAAAGGAACUUGAACCUGAGACAGGGUAGCAGACGGCAUCUCUCCUUCACAGCAAAUUAUUUCUCCAUGCCAUAGUCUUAACUUGGGACUCAUACUUCCUUUUCUUCCCACAAAAAACCAGGAUCACUACUAAUGUGUACCUUGUGGUGACUCUUCAACAGAGAAAGAGGAGAUCUAGUUAAUACUUGCUGACUCCUGUUCUGUUAUUUUCACCAUCUGUGCUUCAAUGCCCCUCUCCUUCCUGUUCCUCUUGUUUUCUAGAGUUUUCCCCAACUAUCAUUCUACUUACUACUCCAAUCUGUCUUGAAAGAAAAAAUAAAU